AUGGCAACGUGCAAGUCAACAUCGGCCGACACUGUCUUCGAAAUCUGGCUAGCUUCUCGGGCCAAUCCGAAUUCUACAGGUCAAAGACUUCCUCCCGGCUCCCAUCGUCCACUGUGCUCGAGAAAGCUCCGUCUAGCAUUACGAAUUUUGAAAUCAUGCUCCGCCGAGAUAUUCGGCAUGCUGUGGUCGCUUCACCCAUGGAGAAUCGGCCUCACGCUCGCAUUAGAAAUCAUACGCGGCCUUUCUCCCGCAUUCAAAGGAUACUCCCAAGCCUUACUUAUCAACGAGGUCCAAAGACUGAUAAUCUCCAGGCAAUUCACGUGCGGAGACCUUCUGCAUCUUGUUGGCGCUGAAACCACACGCAUUGGAUUCGAGGGCCUGUUGGACUAUCUAGCGUCCUCGAGUGAAGACGUAAUUCACAGCUCUACGCAAUUCCUUUUGGAAUACAAACAAAUGCAGCAACGCGUACGACUCGACGUCCCGACCCUCAACGAUCCUGUCAUCCGUGACCUUCUGCACGAAUCGGAACUGUUUGUGCGAUCGUUCAACGGCAUGUCGAGCUUUGGACUUUUCUCCACUUUCGAUCUUACGCAUAUCUUGUCCUUGAUUUCCGAACUUGUGUCCCAUCUAUUGAUCCUCGCAUCCGUGACUUCGGGCGACUUCCACCUCCACGCGUUACUCCUAUCCCUCAUUUUGUCAGUGCUUCCAUUGAUGCUCGGAUCCAGACAUGCCCAGGCAGACCUCGAAGGAUGUGAUGAUUCGGUGGAGAUUCGUGCGCUCGUCACCCAGGAGAAAAUGCACUUCCUUGCUUAUAGUAACUCUCAUCGUCCCGAACUUGCGCUGUUUGGGCUUGGUCCUUGGAUCUUGCAGUCUUGGGCUCAGGCGCGGAAGACCAUGCUCAAAUCUGGUCGACAGGAGAGCAUCCUUAAAGAGGCUGAACGAAUUCCGUCGUAUUUGAUAUCAAACAUUAACAUUUCAGGUCUUCUUUUCGUAAUGCAAAAUAUACCGCUGCUGCUUGCGACACACUCGCCCUCAGCAUCGUUGGGCAACUUUCUUCUAUAUCGCAACUCGAUAGAGUCACUACUUUUCACCAUCCGUCGUCUGUUACAUGCAAUUAGUAUGGCGUACCAGAACAUUUUCCUCAUGGCCGCCUUUUGUGCUGCAUCUUCGAUAAAACCACGUUUACAUCCUGAUGAUGACAACGUUGUCCAAUAUAAGAAUAAUCCCGGAGGGAUGAGUAUCACUGCGAGGAACUUGACAUAUACAUAUCCCGGAAGUACAGACCCUGCCGUGAAGGACGUCAAUAUCACCAUAAAUGCCGGAGAGAGCAUAGCGAUUGUCGGAUUUAAUGGAUCUGGGAAGUCAACGCUCGCCAAAAUCUUGCUACGCAUAUUGGAUCACGACAGCGGCGAGCUCCUAGUCAAUGACAUAGACAUACGAAGAUAUUGGCCCGAAGAGUUUCACGCGCAUGUCUCCGCUGCGUUUCAAGAUUUUUCGAAGUAUGAUGCGUCGGUGCGAGAAAACAUAGCAGUCGGCUUCGUAGAGGAGCUACAGAAUAAUGAUGCAGUUGAAUCGGCUGUGCAUCUCGCAGGAGCGGCGGGUCUUGUGCGAUCUCUGGCGCAAGGCCUGGAGACGGAGCUCGAUUUUAUAAGCACUUCCUCCAGAUCGGACGCUACUCCGUGGGCUUCGCCUCACGGAACUAAAUCCGAGCUCUCGCGUCAUGGGUUGUCGGGCGGCGAGUGGCAACGCAUCGCUUUGUCGCGAGCUUUCAUGAGGGCUAAUCGACCGGAGGUAGACUUGAUACUGUUUGAUGAACCAACUUCUUCGCUCGACGCACACGCCCAAAAACGAGUAUUUGACAGCCUGCAAACAAUUUCUCGUCCCGCGUCAGGUGCCAAAAAAACGGUGAUCUACAUCACACAUCGGCUAUCCACCGCCCGUCAUGCUGACAAGAUAGUAAUGAUGGACAAAGGAACCAUCGUAGAGUUCGGAACUCAUGAGGAACUCCUGACACGCAAUGGACAGUAUGCAUCACUGUAUAAGGCAUCUGUCUAA
Molecule: messenger RNA, 2055 nt
Organism: Postia placenta MAD-698-R-SB12
Lineage: Eukaryota; Fungi; Basidiomycota; Agaricomycetes; Polyporales; Adustoporiaceae
Exons: 9
Coding region: 1-2055 (684 amino acids)
Biological process (GO): transmembrane transport
Molecular function (GO): ATP hydrolysis activity; ATPase-coupled lipid transmembrane transporter activity; ATP binding
Source: RefSeq, a predicted model, not a curated record